AUGGCCGAAGUCGACGACGCCGUCAUCGACGUUGUAGCGUCCGAGGUGAUCAACGGUUGUACCAUCACCGGCGACAGCGACUAUUCGGACAAGGCCGUGGACCCGACGUCCGUGGAGAUGCGCGUCAAGCGCAAGGCCAAGCGGCUGGCCAAGUCCCUGUCCCGGGACAGCGGCAUCGUCAACGGGCACGGCGGCACGGCCACCGUGGUGCAGCUCAAGCGGCGCUGGAAGAACAACCGAAAGUCCCGGAACGGUUUCACCAAGAGGGGCGAGAUCAAAAAGGGUGGUGCUGGUGGCAAAGGUGUUUGGGGAAAGCUAGGUGAAGAGAGUGAUAUGGAUGCCGCUAUUGAUAUGAAGGAUCCUAAUUAUGAUAGUGAUUUGUUGGACGAUGACAAUAUUGUGCUCCGAGAAAUCACCCCAGAAUCGUCUGAUGAAGAACUCAAGAAUUCCAUUACCUUUAAUAUUCUUGAGUAUUAUGAACAUGGCGAUACUGAUGAAGCGGCCAUGACACUAAGCGAGCUAAACAUAGUUAGCAAAUGGCAUUUGAUUACUCAAGUUGCUGUUGAAGUAGCUCUCGAGCACAAACCAUCUCAGAGAGAGAUGACAUCUGUAUUGUUAUCAGAUUUAUAUGGGCGCUUAAUUAAGCAAAAGGAAAUAGCCCAAGGAUUUGAUGUUAUUUUGGCUAAUCUUCCUGAUCUCAUUCUUGAUACUCCCGACGCUCCUAUCGUUGUUGGUUGUUUCUUAGCCAGAACCAUUGCAGAUGACUGUCUCCCACCAAAAAUUAUAGACUUCUUCAAAGAGAAAAACUACAGCGAUUUAGCAAAUCAAGCAUUAAUCAAGGCCCACAACUUGUUGAAUAUAAAACAUGGACUGACUAGACUUGAUAAUGUUUGGGGUGUUGGUGGUAGCCUGAGGCCAGUGCAGUAUCUUGUAAGACAAAUGAACAUGCUUUUGGAUGAAUAUUUAUGUUCCGGUGAUUUACAAGAGGCUAUCAGAUGUAUUUUAGAAUUGGAAGUACCACAUUUCCAUCAUGAACUUGUUUACGAGGCUGUUGUUGAUGUUAUUGAAGCUAUGAAUACUCAUACCGAAAUUUCUAUGUGCAAAUUACUUAAAGCAUUGUAUGAUGCUAUUAUUAUAACUCCUGAAAUGAUGAACAAAGGUUUUGAUAGAGUGUUUGAUGUUCUUGAUGAUAUUUCUAUUGAUGUUCCACUAGCAUCUGCUGUCCUUGAACGUUUUUUGGAUAAGUGCAUCAAUGCUGGAUUUUUAGAAAGGGAUGUGUUGCUUAAAAUACCAACAAGAGCAUCUCGUAAGCGAUACGUAUCUGAAGGUGAUGGUGGUCGCCUCAAAGAAGCAUAA
Macrosiphum euphorbiae (potato aphid) is the source of this 1356-nucleotide messenger RNA. The record is from the annotation of a GenBank genome assembly. NCBI's taxonomy places the organism in Eukaryota, Metazoa, Arthropoda, Insecta, Hemiptera, Aphididae.